CCCUGGCGGCGGCCCUGGCUGCUGUGCGCUCUCCUGCUGGCCAGUUCCGCGGCCGGUUCCCAGAAUCAAGAACGGCUAUGUGCUUUUAAAGAUCCAUAUCAACAAGACCUUGGGAUAGGUGAGAGUCGAAUCUCUCAUGAAAAUGGAACAAUAUUAUGUUCAAAAGGUAGCACAUGCUAUGGCCUUUGGGAGAAGUCAAAAGGGGACAUAAAUCUUGUGAAACAAGGAUGUUGGUCUCACAUUGGAGAUCCCCAAGAGUGUCACUAUGAAGAAUGUGUAGUAACUACCACCCCUUCCUCAAUUCAGAAUGGAACAUACCGUUUUUGCUGCUGUAGUGCAGAUUUAUGUAAUGUCAACUUUACUGAGAAUUUUCCACCUCCUGACACAACUCCACUCAGUCCACCUCAAUCAUUUAACCGAGAUGAGACAAUAAUCAUUGCUUUGGCAUCAGUCUCUGUAUUAGCUGUUUUGAUAGUUGCCUUAUGCUUCGGAUACCGAAUGGUGGCAGGAGACCAUAAACAAGGUCUGCACAGUAUAAACAUGAUGGAAGCAGCAGCAUCAGAGCCCUCUCUUGACUUAGAUAAUCUGAAGCUGUUGGAGCUAAUUGGCCGAGGUCGAUAUGGAGCAGUAUAUAAAGGUUCCUUGGAUGAGCGUCCAGUUGCUGUAAAAGUGUUUUCUUUUGCAAAUCGUCAGAAUUUUAUCAAUGAAAAAAAUAUUUACCGAGUGCCUUUGAUGGAACAUGACAACAUUGCUCGCUUUAUAGUUGGAGAUGAGAGAGUCACUGCAGAUGGGCGCAUGGAAUACUUGCUUGUGAUGGAGUACUAUCCCAAUGGAUCUCUCUGCAAGUAUUUGAGUCUUCAUACAAGUGAAUGGGUAGGCUCUUGCCGCCUGGCUCAUUCUGUGACUAGAGGGCUGGCUUAUCUUCACACAGAAUUACCACGAGGAGAUCAUUAUAAACCUGCAAUUUCCCAUCGAGACUUAAACAGUAGAAACGUGCUGGUGAAAAAUGAUGGAACCUGUGUUAUUAGUGACUUCGGGUUGUCCAUGAGGCUGACAGGAAAUAGACUGGUGCGCCCAGGGGAAGAAGACAAUGCAGCCAUCAGUGAGGUUGGUACAAUUAGGUAUAUGGCACCAGAAGUGCUAGAAGGAGCUGUGAACCUGAGGGACUGUGAAUCAGCUUUGAAGCAAGUAGACAUGUAUGCACUUGGACUGAUCUACUGGGAGAUAUUUAUGAGAUGUACAGAUCUCUUCCCAGGUGAAUCUGUACCAGAAUACCAGAUGGCUUUUCAGACAGAAGUUGGAAACCAUCCCACUUUUGAGGAUAUGCAGGUUCUUGUGUCUAGGGAAAAACAGAGACCCAAGUUCCCAGAAGCCUGGAAAGAAAAUAGCCUGGCAGUGAGGUCACUCAAGGAGACAAUUGAAGACUGUUGGGACCAAGAUGCAGAGGCACGGCUUACAGCACAGUGUGCUGAGGAAAGGAUGGCUGAACUCAUGAUGAUAUGGGAAAGAAACAAAUCUGUGAGCCCAACAGUCAAUCCAAUGUCUACUGCUAUGCAGAAUGAGCGCAACCUGUCACAUAAUAGGCGUGUGCCAAAAAUUGGGCCUUACCCAGAUUAUUCCUCUUCCUCAUAUAUUGAAGACUCCAUCCAUCACACUGAUAGCAUCGUGAAGAAUAUUUCCUCUGAGCAUUCAAUGUCCAGCACACCUUUGACUACAGGGGAAAAGAACCGAAACUCAAUUAAUUAUGAACGACAGCAAGCACAAGCUCGAAUCCCCAGCCCUGAAACAAGUGUCACCAGCCUGUCCACCAACACAACCACCACCAACACAACUGGGCUCACUCCAAGUACUGGCAUGACCACUAUAUCUGAGUUGCCAUACCCAGAUGAAACAAAUCUCCAUGCCACAAAUGUAGCACAGUCUAUUGGUCCAACUCCUGUGUGCUUGCAGCUGACAGAAGAAGACUUGGAGACCAAUAAGCUAGACCCAAAAGAAGUUGAUAAGAAUCUCAAAGAGAGCUCUGAUGAGAACCUCAUGGAGCAUUCUCUUAAACAGUUCAGUGGGCCAGAUCCACUGAGCAGCACCAGUUCCAGCUUGCUUUACCCACUCAUAAAGCUUGCAGUGGAAGUGACUGGACAGCAGGACUUCACACAGGCUACAAAUGGCCAAGCGUGUUUAAUUCCUGAUGUUCCACCCACUCAGAUCUAUCCUCUCCCUAAGCAACAGAACCUUCCUAAGAGACCUACUAGUUUGCCUUUGAACACCAAAAAUUCAACAAAGGAGCCCCGUCUAAAAUUUGGCAGUAAGCACAAAUCAAACUUGAAACAAGUAGAAACUGGAGUUGCCAAGAUGAAUACAAUCAAUACAGUAGAACCUCACGUGGUGACAGUCACCAUGAAUGGUGUGGCAGGUAGAAACCACAGUGUUAACUCUCACGCUGCCACUCAGUAUGCAAAUGGAGUGGUACCAUCAGGCCAGACAGCCAAUAUAGUGGCACAUAGGGCCCAAGAAAUGCUGCAGAAUGAAUUUAUUGGUGAGGACACACGGCUAAAUAUUAAUUCCAGUCCUGAUGAGCAUGAACCUUUACUGAGACGAGAACAGCAAGCUGGCCAUGAUGAAGGUGUUCUGGAUCGUCUUGUGGACAGGAGGGAGCGGCCACUAGAAGGUGGCCGAACUAAUUCUAAUAAUAACAAUAGCAAUCCAGGUUCCGAACAAGAUGUUCUUACACAAAGUAUUUCAAGCACAGUAGCAGAUCCUGGGCCAUCAAAGCCCAGAAGAGCACAGAGGCCCAAUUCUCUGGAUCUUUCAGCCACAAAUGUCCUGGAUGGCUGCAGUAUACAGAGUGAGUCAACACAGGAUGGCAAGUCAGGAUCAGGUGAAAAGAUCAAGAAACGUGUGAAAACUCCCUAUUCUCUCAAGCGGUGGCGCCCCUCUACUUGGGUCAUCUCCACUGAACCACUGGACUGUGAGGUCAACAACAAUGGCAGUGACCAAGCAGUUCCUUCCAAAUCGAGCACCGCUGUUUACCUUGCAGAAGGAGGCACUGCCACAACCAUGGUGUCUAAAGAUAUAGGAAUGAAUUGUCUGUGAAAUGUUUUCAAGCUUAUGGAGUAAAAUUAUUUUUUGCAUCAUUUAAACAUGCAGAAGACAUUUUUUUAAAACUGCUUUAUCUUCCUGUCAGUACCCCCUCCCAUACCUGCAACAAGGACUUGCUUUAAAUAGAUUUCAGCUAUGCAGAAAAAUUUAGCUUAUGCUUCCAUAUUUUUUAAUGUUUUUUAAGUUUUGCACUUUUUGUCUAGUCUCGCUAAAGUUGUAUUUGUCUGUUAUGACCACAGAAUUAUACACGUGUGUAUAUCAAAAGUGGUCUCAAAAUAUUUUUUUAAGAAAAAAAGGCAAAAACAAUGUAUUGCUGAUAAUCAGUUUGGACCAUUUUCUAAAGGUCAUUAAAACAGAAGCAAAUUAACUACAGGUUUGACUGCAGUGGUGUCUGGUAUCCAUGUUUUAUUUCUGGGCACAAGCUAGUUUGUUCGUUUUCAAACCUAUUUCCUGUUGGAUAUUUCUUGUCUCUUGUAUUUUGUUUGAAUGUGCAAUAGUCUGUGGAUCACAAAUAAGCUUUCUUGUAAACUCUCUUCCUAACAGGGCACAGAUUCUUCCAUAAUACAAUCAUUUUUCUCUCCCAUUCUUCCAUAAUAUAAACAGUUUUCUCCACUAUCUCCUAUACUUUCUGUAGGUCAGUUCUGUGACGGUAAAUUUUGCACAGGAGAAAGCAGCUACCCUAUUUGUGCGUUCCUCCUUCUCAUGGAGAGUGCAGGAACAUUGUCACAAAGGGCUCUGAAGAAGGAACUACCAAAACCAAAGAAAUGGAAUGCCAUUUCUUUUAACCUUCCAAAUCUUAAACAUUUCCUUCCAGGCAUUUUAAUAAGCAUGUUUGGUUCUGGUUGAAAAUUCAUUAAGAGAGCAUAGAACAAAGUACAGGAAAUCAAAUGUUUUUUCCAUUUUAUUUUUCUCUGUAUGUUUAUGUUCCAUAUUCAUUUAUUUUAAAAAUACAUUUUUAUCAGAAAACUUGUAGAGCUAAACUUACAUGAAAUUUUUUUUUUCUCAGUACAGGGGAUUAAACUCAGGACCUUGCACUUGAGAGAUAGGCUCAGUACCACUGAGCUAAAUCCCCACAACCCCCUUACAUGAAAAUUUUAAGUUAGUUUAUGGGUAAAACAAUAUAAUGUCAUAACCUUCAUUCUCUAAAAAGGUCAUUUUUGACUCAAAUAAAAUUACAUAUUUCCUGUUUAUAACUUUAAAAGUAAUUCAUAGUCUUCUACCUGUAGUAUCUUUUCUUUUGUUCCCAAGCAAAGCGUGGUGAGUUUACCUGAAAAUGAUUCCUCUUCCCAUGACCAAAAACACUGUGUAGAGAAAUCAUCCCUCUGGCUCGAGCAUCCCUGUGGGAGAAAGGCUGCUGCCAAACUUAUCUUUUUGAGCAAACUGAGAUUAGCCAUCUUUCUUUGCAAAACUGUAUUUCUUUGCUCUCCUGUUUUCAUAAUUUCUGCUUUUGCCAGCUUUUCACAUGAUCUUUUACAUGUGAACAGCAUUUAUUAUUUAUAUUUUUAUAGAGCGUACCUUUUGGUGAUAACAUGCCCUUGAAAUUAUACUGUGUUUUAAAGUUUCCAUUGCUUAUUUCAUUACUAAUAUCUUCUCUAAAACAGCAACUUCUGUAUUUUUUUCAAUAAAGCACUUUUUGGCGAAAAGGGAAUUUUUUCUAAACAUUAUUAUCUAUCAGUUUGCAAAGUGAUCUUAUUUUCAGAUUCUGAAUACUUACUAGACAUUAAUUCUAAGAUUUUUCUGAGAGGUAAAAAUUAAGAGAAAAAAAAAUCCUGAAUUUCCUGAUUUAGAUUAUUUUCUGAACAAUAAUUUUUCAUUUAUAGUCCUCUGUCUUCAUCAUUUACUAAACAAAACUAUAUUUCUGAAUUUUCUGUCCAAAAUAUUUAUAAAUUUUUUGUAUAUAAGCCUGUUAUUUGCCAUCUGCCAUGACUUUAUGAGUUAGACAUAUUUCCCAUUUUCAGCAGCUUUGCUGAACACAAUUCUCAGUUCAAGAAUUAACAAUAUCUUACUAGUGCCCAGGGUUUCUACCUUUUAUGUUUUACUGGCCCCCUCUUGAUUCAGACCCUUAACAUGUUUUAGUCUCUUGGCAUAUCCUUUUUCUCAUAUAGCUGUUAUCUUUUUUCUGUGUAUCACAUUAUUGUAUCUUUUCCAGUAAAUUUUCACUUAGUUCUCUUUAUGUCUUUCAAAUAGAUUUCAAGGUACUAUUUUCAAAAAUUUCUGGGACAGUUUCACAUCAAAAUAUAUUUCAUCUCCAACUUGCAGCAAUGAGUAUAAGUGACCAUUUGAGGUCUAACUCUUUUUCUGUCAAAAUAGGAGUUAUCUUACAUUCUGAUAUACUUUGUAUUUGGGCCAGUUGAUUGUAAGUUUUCCAACAUUUUAACAUUUAAUAAUAGUAUUAUUUUUAAAAUUAAUAUACUAGAGUAAAAGAACUCUGUAUAUUUUCCCAUUUCAUGCAAACAUGUUUAAAAGUUUCCCCAGUUUUAUUACUCUUGAAAGAGCAGGAAAGGUAGAAACAACAGAUUAUUUUAAUAAAUAUUAGAUUAUAUUUUAUAUCCAAUUUUUAGAAUCUGUUAUACAAGCAAGCAAAAUCGCUUUAAGUGACUCAUGACUCAAAUGAAUUGCUAAGUUUAUUCAUCUGAUAAUGUUUCAAAGCUGAUAUUCAACUAAAAUCACAGAAUUUUGCAUGUCAAAAAGAACUUAGGCCCUUUAAAUAAAAGGACAUUCGAUUAAUAAAUAUUAAAAUUUAUUUCACUAGAUAGUAAGUACCUUAAAAACAUCAUAAUAUAUUAAUAGCUCCCUUAACAAAAAUCCUAAUUAUAUGCCAGAAUUAAGUAAUUAAAAUAACUUGAUUUGUUUUUUUGUUUUUGUGGUAAUGGGGAUCAAACUCAGGCCCUUGCGCUUACAAGGCAGGCUGCGGAACCACUGAGCCAAAUCCCCGGCCCUGAAAUAACUUGGUUUGAAUUACAGUUAGACUAAAAUGACUUACAUAUAAAUCCUAAAAAAAUUUUUUUAAUGCAUAAUUGAAAAAAUACACUUCUUACAAAAAGUUAUGACAAGGAAAAUACUAAAUGCUGGGAUACACCUACGUUGCUGCUUUUAAUCCUCACAACAAGCAGAGGAACAUUAUAAUUGCUAUUCCUACUUUACAAAUGAAGAAACAAAAGAGAAGCUAGGUUCGUAGUUUGUCCCAGGUUCGAAUCUAGUAAUAGACAAAGCUGGGGUUUUAACCUGGAUGUGCCUUCCAAAUCAGAUACUAUAAUUUUAGCAAUUAUGCAAACAUAAGACGUAUAGACAUGUCAAUGCUUAUUGCUGCUUAAGAAAUAAUUACUAACUCAAGGCAAAAUUUGAUUCUACAUAAAUGCCAUCACAAAUCUUAAAAUCAUUCACCAAAUCCAUGGCCUUCUUACAUUGCAGAACUAAAAGUAAAAUAAAUGUAAGGGGAAAGUUAAGGUAGCUAUGGAAACAAUAGACUUUUUCCUAAAUUUAUUUCAUACUAGAUUUGGAACAGUUAAUUUAGUAUCAGUCUCAUCAGUCCUUUGCCUGUAUCUUCAAACUGUCUACUUCAGAAAGUGACUUUAGAAAAUUGGUUAUUCCAGAGAACUAGUUGGGUAGAAUAUAAGAAGGAAAAAAGGACAACUUGUUUAUAAAGCAGUUUAGUUUAACUUCUUUACAAGUAUCUACUUGUUCUAGAAAGUGUAUGUUAGUUCUGAAUGUGAA
Molecule: messenger RNA, 6810 nt
Organism: Fukomys damarensis (Damara mole-rat)
Lineage: Eukaryota; Metazoa; Chordata; Mammalia; Rodentia; Bathyergidae
Gene: Bmpr2
Product: bone morphogenetic protein receptor type 2
Exons: 13
Biological process (GO): BMP signaling pathway; protein phosphorylation; cellular response to growth factor stimulus
Cellular component (GO): signaling receptor complex; plasma membrane
Molecular function (GO): ATP binding; transforming growth factor beta receptor activity
Source: RefSeq, a predicted model, not a curated record